CCGCCCAUUUCUCAAAACCCCGCCACACCACUUUUCGAGUCCCCGCAUCGAACCGACAAAAUGGCGCCCAAGAAGAAGGGAAACAAGAAGGCCCAGCAGGACGACUGGGAGGCCGAGCUCGGCGAGACUGUCGACCCCAUAGCCCAGGCCGAGGAGGAGGCAAAGGCUCAGGACGCUGCCCAGGAUGCUCAAGAGGAAGAAUCAUCCGGCGCCGCUGGCGGUUUGAUGGCUGCCCUCAAGCGCAGAAAGGACAAGAAGGGCAAGAAGGGCAAGCAGCAGGACAACGGCUGGGAAGCCGAGCUUGGUGAGGAUCCCACCGCCGACGCAGAUGGAACCUCCACCCCUCCCGUCGACCUCGCCGCCAAGGCACCCGAAGAAGGCACCAUGGACGACGAGGACCUUUACCCCGAGCCCGCUAAGAAAGGAAAAGGUGGCAAAGGUGGCAAGCAGCAGCAGCAAGCCCAGCCCGAGCAGAACGGCGACGACGACGACGAAAUGGAUGCCAGUGGCCGUGUCUUGACCAAGAAGGAGAAGGAAAAGCUGAAGAAGGAGCGUGAGAAGCAGAGAAAGAAGGAACAGGCCGCAGCCAAGAAGAAGGCAGGCGGUGCCGUACCCGCUGCACCCAAGCCCCAGCCCAUCAGAGACACCCCUUCGCCGACCGUCGCUGAGCCCGUCGCUGCAGCACCCGAACCUGCAGCUGGUGGUAAGAAGAAGAAGCUCAACCCUGCUCUCGCCGCCCUCCAGAGACAACAAGCCGAGCUGAAGGCAAGAGAGGAGGAAGCCGCUCGCCUCGAGGCUGAGGAGCGUGCCAGAGCCGAGGAAGAUGAGAAGAACGCUGCCGAGGAAGCAAAGGCUAGAGAAGAAGCCAAGGCCCUCAAGAAGCAAAAGGAAAAGGAGAAGAUCGAGCAGCUCAAGAAGGAGGGCAAGUACAAGACAAAGGCCCAAAAGGAGGCCGAGGCUCGUCAACAAGCCCGUCUCCAGCAAAUGCUUGAGGGUGGUGCCAUUGUCGCUGGUAUUUCUGGCGAAGGCGAUGACGCUAAGAAGGCACAGAAGGAGAAAGACCGCAGAAAGAAGAACCCUCGCAAGGCUGCUGAAGAGCGUGCUGCUGCCGAGGCUGCAAAGGCUGAGGAGGAGGCUCAGAAGAAGCUCGAGGAGUUGCGUAUCGCCGAGGAGCAGAAGAAGGCCGCUGAGGAGGCCGCUGAGAAGGCCAAGGCCGAUGCUCUUGAGAAGAAGGCCGAGGACGAUGAUGAGCUUGACGAUUGGGAGGCCGAGGCUGAGAAGAUGGAGAACGAGGGCGUCAAGGACAGCUGGGACGCCGAAUCUGGCGAUGAGGAUACCGAGAUCGUCAAGCCUGUCGUCAACGGCAAGCCUGUUCAGAAAGGUGCCGCUGGCAAGAAGGCUGACAUCAAGGAAGAGUCUGACUCUGAUUCCGAUUCCGGUUCCGACUCUGAUUCCGAUUCCGACUCGGACUCAUCUUCCGACGCAGAGGAGAGUGCAAACGCUCGCGCCAUUGCGCAGCGUAAGAAGGAGGCCGCUGAGAGACGUCAAAAGACCAUUGCAGACGCCAGAGCUGCCGCUUCCAAGGACAACCUGCGUUCGCCUAUUUGCUGUAUUCUUGGUCACGUCGAUACCGGAAAGACCAAGCUUUUGGACAAGAUUCGUCAAACCAACGUUCAGGAGGGUGAAGCUGGUGGUAUUACCCAGCAAAUUGGUGCCACCUACUUCCCUGUCGAAGCCCUGGAGAAGAAGACCGCUGUUGUGAACACUGAUGGCGCCUUCAAGUUCAAGAUUCCCGGUCUCUUGGUCAUCGAUACCCCUGGUCACGAGUCUUUCACCAACCUCCGCUCUCGUGGUUCUUCGCUCUGUAACAUUGCCAUCCUGGUCGUUGAUAUUAUGCACGGUCUCGAGCCUCAAACUCUCGAGUCCAUGAGAUUGUUGAGAGAUCGCAAGACUCCUUUCAUUGUCGCACUCAACAAGAUUGAUCGUUUGUACGGCUGGAAGCAAAUCGCUAACAACGGUUUCCGCGAGUCCCUUGCCAUGCAGAACAAGGGUGUUCAAAAUGAGUUUGCCGACAGACUUGAGAAGACCAAGAUCGCAUUCGCUGAGCAAGGUUUCAACUCCGAGGUCUUCUACGAGAACAAGUCGAUGGCCCGCAAUGUCUCCCUUGUUCCCACUUCCGCUCACACCGGAGAGGGUAUCCCUGAUAUGCUUAAGCUCAUCACUCAGCUUACCCAGGAGAGAAUGGCUGGUCAGCUCAUGUACAUCACCGAGGUUGAGUGUACUGUUCUGGAAGUCAAGGUCAUCGAGGGUCUCGGUACCACCAUCGACGUUGUCAUCACCAACGGUCGUCUGAAGGAGGGUGAUCGUAUUGUAUUGUGCGGUACAGAAGGACCUAUCGCAACCAACAUCAGAGCCCUGCUUACACCGGCUGAGAUGAAGGAAUUGCGUGUCAAGUCUGCCUACGUCCACAACAAGGAGGUCAAGGCAGCUUUGGGUGUCAAGAUUACUGCCAACGGUCUCGAGAAUGCCAUCGCUGGUUCUCGUCUGCUGUUGGUUAAGGAAGACGACGAUGAGGAAGAGCUCAUGGACGAUGUCAUGUCAGAUCUCGAGAACCUUCUCAGCAAGAUUUCCACAUCUGGUCGUGGUGUCACCGUCCAAGCAUCCACCCUUGGUUCCCUCGAGGCUCUGCUUGAGUUCUUGAAGCAGAUGAAGAUUCCCGUCGGAUCCAUCUCCAUCGGUAACGUACACAGAAGAGAUGUCAUCACAGCAUCCACCAUGUUGGAAAAGCACAAGCAAUACGCCGUAAUGCUCUGUUUCGACGUCAAGGUCGACAAGGAAGCCCAAGCUUACGCCGACGAGGUUGGCGUCAAGAUCUUCACCGCAGACAUCAUUUACCAUCUCUUCGAUGCCUUCACCAAGCACAUGGCCGAGAUCGCCGCACAGAAGAAGGAGGAGUCCAAGAUGUUGGCCGUCUUCCCCUGUAUCCUCAACCCCAUCCAAGUCUUCAACAAGACCAACCCCAUCGUCGUCGGUGUCGAUGUCAUUGAUGGCGCUCUCCGCGUAAACACACCCAUCGCUGCCGUCAAGACCAACCCCGUCACCGGCGCAAAGGAAGUCAUCCCCAUGGGCAGAGUCACCUCCAUCGAGCGCGAGCACAAGCAAAUCCCUCUUUGCAAAAAGGGACAACCCUCUGUUGCCGUCAAGAUUGAAGGCUCCAACCAACCUACCUACGGUCGUCAACUCGAAGACAAGAUGGUCCUGUACUCACACAUCAGCAGAGCUUCCAUCGACACAUUGAAGGAAUUCUACCGUGACGAGGUCACCAAGGAGGAGUGGAACCUGAUCGCCAAGCACCUCAAGGGCCUCUUCGAUGUCGUGUAAGCAAAAGAGGAGAUGUGAAAAGUCGGUUUUUGAAAAGGGUUUGAAAUCUGUCGUUUUUUUUUGUGUAGCUU
This is a messenger RNA of Aureobasidium pullulans EXF-150, 3452 nucleotides long. RefSeq lists its product as uncharacterized. The record is from RefSeq and is a predicted model, not a curated record. Gene Ontology annotation, molecular function: GTPase activity; translation initiation factor activity; GTP binding. Lineage: Eukaryota; Fungi; Ascomycota; Dothideomycetes; Dothideales; Saccotheciaceae. Bases 61 to 3381 code for a protein of 1106 amino acids. The transcript is spliced from 2 exons.